Molecule: messenger RNA, 1265 nt
Organism: Anopheles coustani
Lineage: Eukaryota; Metazoa; Arthropoda; Insecta; Diptera; Culicidae
Product: 1,5-anhydro-D-fructose reductase
Exons: 3
Coding region: 202-1179 (325 amino acids)
Cellular component (GO): cytosol
Molecular function (GO): aldose reductase (NADPH) activity
Source: RefSeq, a predicted model, not a curated record
ACAAGUGAUCCCCACUAUGGAAGAUGCCAGUGCGCCUCGUUUGAUUGAUACGGCAUUUCAUUAACAACGUUUUGCACAUUGUUCUCCGCCAUUUGAUACUGAUUUCAGUGGGAGCGUUAGUCGUACUUGGACUGUCGUUAAUUGUGCACGCGCGGUUCGUAGUGCUUUUCCCCCCAAUCGCGAAAUAUUUUGAUAAGACAGAUGGCACCGAAAGUACCCACCGUUCGGCUAAAUAACGGCCUCGAGAUGCCCGUGCUAGGGCUUGGCACGUACAUGGUAAGAAGCACGGGCAACAAGGCGUCGGUGAAGAUGGCGAUUGAUGAAGGUUAUCGGCACAUCGAUACGGCUUAUUUCUACCAGAACGAAAGUCAGGUGGGCAAAGCCGUCCGGGAUAAAAUCGCUGAGGGUGUCAUCAAGCGGGAGGAUGUUUUCAUCGUCACGAAGGUAUGGAACACCUACCAUGCUCCGGAACACGUAGAGCAGGCAUUCCAGAAAUCGCUCGACAACCUCGGUCUGGAUUACAUCGAUCUGUACCUUGUGCAUUGGCCGACGGGUUGGAAGUUUUCCGGCUGGACACCGGACGAUUUCCUGCCCAUGGAUGCCGAGGGUAAAACGAUCAACUCGGACGUGGAUUAUCUCGACACCUGGAAAGCGAUGGAAAAGCUGAUGAAAACGGGCAAAGUAAAGAGCAUCGGUGUGUCGAACUUUAACAGCGAGCAGAUGACCCGCCUGCUGGCCAACUGUACGAUCAAACCGGUGACCAAUCAGGUCGAGUGUAACCCGGGCAUCAAUCAGCGGAAGUUGAUCGAUUUCUGCCGCAAGCAUGACAUCGUCAUAACGGCCUACAGUCCACUGGGACGGCCGAACCUGACCGACCCGGUAGUGGGUACGGAAGGCAUUCCGAAGCACGCCCUCGAUGAUCCGCGCGUGGUGGAGAUCGGAAAAAGGUACGGCAAAAGUUCGGGUCAGGUGGUGCUGCGUUAUCUGAUCGAGCUGGGUACGAUUCCGAUCCCGAAAUCAUCCCGUCUCGAGCGUAUCCGGCAGAAUAUCGACUUGUUUGACUUUAAGUUGACCCCGGAGGAAAUCAAAGUGAUGGACGGAUUCAAUACCGGAGGCCGGACGGUACCGUUUAACUUUAGUCGCGAACAUAAGUACUUCCCGUUCAACCUGGAGUACUGAUAAGGGUGAAUGAGAUUUGGCUGAAAAAAAAAAUGCAAAUCAUCGAGAUCAUGAUGUAAAAAAAUGGUCAUCAAAUGGUAAUAAAU